GAGAGCCUGCCCAGCCCCGCCGCAGGCCGAGCGGGUGGCCGCGCACUCGGGCUCCGGCAGCAUGGACGUGACCGUGGAUCUGUACCUGGCCGUCCCGCUGCUCUUCACCGUCCUGGCCAUCGUCCUCGCCUCGGUCUUUGUGAAGCUGCGGGGAGGCGAGGGGCAGCGGGCGGCGGAGCGGCAGCCAGAGCCGGGCAAAGCGGAGCCGGGCAAAGCGGAGCCGGGUAGAGAGGAGCCGAGCUCGGCCGCCGGGGGCGAAGCGGAGCCGCAGGGAGCGGCCGAGGGGCCGGGGGUAGAAGGGAGCCGGGUGCCGGUGGAGGAGGUCGGGGCGGGCGGCGAGGAGAAGAAGAAGGAGGAGGAGAAGGAAGAGAAGGAGAAGGAGGCGGCGGUGGCCGAGCAGAAAUCCGCGGCCGAGCAGAAAUCCGCGGCCGAGCAGAAAUCCGCGGCCGAGCAGAAAUCCGCGGCCGAGCGGAGCCCCGAGAGCAUCCCCCGCCCGCCGGCCGCCGCCGAACACCGGGAGCAGCAGCAGCAGGAGGAAGAGGAGGAGGAAGAGAGCAAGGAGGAAGAUCCAGACUCAGACAGUGAGAAGCUGAUGGUGAAAGAGACGGAGGAUGAUGAUGCUGCAGAUGAGACGUUCUCUUUUAAGUACAGUCCUGGAAAGCUGAGGGGAAACCAGUACAAGUCAAUGAUGACCAAAGAAGAACUUGAGGAAGAACAAAGAACUGAAGACUAUAUGAAGUUGUCCCUAGCCUCCUCCUAAAGAAAUCCCUUGGCAUCUUUAAAGGCUUGAGAGAAAUACCAAAACCAACCAAACACACCCAUAAGAGAAUCCAUAAGCCCUCAAAACUUGGCAUCCCUCUUGCUCUGAAGUUGAGUUCUUCAAAAACUCCUGUGGUAUCAAGUUUAAGGAGAUCCUUGUGUGUCUCCAUGGACUGGGGCUGGGCCCAAUGAGUGACUUGAGUUGUGUUUGGGGGGGCUGGGAUAUCCUACGUUAACCUUUCUCCCUCUCCUUCAAACAGAACCCAAACUGGAUACCAAAUUUGCAGCGAGCCUAUUAGUUUUGUUCACCACCAUGUAUUAGCCCUGCCAUGAAGUCAGUGUUGUUUCUUUAGAGGGGUGGGUGAACUGUAGCUCUUCUCCCAGACUGGCCUGGAUCUUGUACCAGACUACCAAGUUGUUUCUUCUUAGAGCCAAAUCCUUCUGUGCUGCUGGGGAGUGGGAACUGACUGAUUUCAAACACUGUGUGACAUUACUUUAUUCCAAAGGGUGGAGGUACAAAGUGGGAUCAAAGUAAGGGAGAGAAGAUGUUAGCUGACUUAAAUCUCACUUCUGUAGUUAUUUUAGCAAAGAGCUGAUCUUGCAGGUAGAUGGAAGGCUGGAGGAGUGAGGAAGGUUGAUAGCUUAGCUGUUCAGUUUGUGGUGAAGGCUUUGGAGACCACACUUUGACUGUUGUUAUCUGGAUUCACGCUUCCCCGCUCUGUGCCCAAGAGAUGAGACCCAAGGAGGUAGCUAUGGCACUGUGGGCUCCCACAGCUCAGCAUGAGAUGAGGGGGGUCCUGGGAGAGACGCCCUCCCCAUUUCUCUGCCCGCUUGCUAUCCCAUUGCCCUCUUUUUCUUGCUAGCCCAGUGGCUUGUCCACAGGAGCCACAUCUCAGCACCUCUCCUCAGCUCGUCAGGGGAUGAAUUUGGCUAGGUGCACAUGCCUGCUCCAGGCACAGCAGGCUGCGAAUGAAAGCCAGCUGGUCUGUUGGAGUGAGAAGAGGGCCCAAGUCCUCUAGUGAUGUUGCAGAAGCACCAGGCUGGCUGGGAUCGCGUCCUUCAAUUCUUCUCUCACUGCAGGACAACAGCCUCUUGGCUAAAGCUGCAAACAUAUCAGAAAACCAACAGGCUGCUUUUUCUUUUUUAUUUUUUUUCUUUCCUUUUUAAUUCCUAUGCAGACGAUACUUGAAACCUUGUACACAGUUGUCCUUUCCAGCGCCUGGGGUUGGCAAAUUCUUAAUAAAAGGGCUCGUUUAAAGAACAGCAGGAGGCUUCAGCUUAGAAGAGGCUGGGCUGCCCCUUCCCAGCCAACAACUGCAAGCGUCUUCAGUGGUUUGCAUACGAAUUUAGGCACACCCUCUGCUUCAACACCCACUAGUACAGCUGCUGUCUCCCUUUGGUGCUGGCUAGCUGACUCUGUGUCCCAAGCACCCAACUAUGCAAAGAAUGCCUUAUAUACAUUGUGUUUGUUACAUGGCAAUACGUACAUCCAGCAAAGUCUAUAGCUGAGUCCAGAUUUUUGCUAGUGGCAGCGAGUCAAACUAUUUCUUCAACUCAAGUGGCUGUCUGGGUAUUUUUUACUUCUGUUUUGUUUGUUUGUUUUGUAUCUGAUGGUGGCUCUUAUAUGAAGGACUGUCAUUCUAGUGGCUUGAAUCUGUAAAAAUUGCCUUCGUUUGGUCCAAUAAACCUUUGAAUAGUUUA
Lagopus leucura (white-tailed ptarmigan) is the source of this 2460-nucleotide messenger RNA. RefSeq names its product matrix remodeling associated 7 (gene MXRA7). The transcript is spliced from 5 exons. The record is from RefSeq and is a predicted model, not a curated record. The coding region runs from base 62 to 760 and encodes 232 amino acids. NCBI's taxonomy places the organism in Eukaryota, Metazoa, Chordata, Aves, Galliformes, Phasianidae.